AUGCAACUCCCCCCGCUCGCCGUGAUGGCGACCUGGCCGACGCCAAACUAUGUCGACCCUCCGACUCGCGGCCACGGCGUUCUCAUCGUGAAUGUCGUCUGUAUCUCUUUAGCAUUCUUGGUGGUCAUGCUCCGUCUAUAUACUCGAUUACGAAUUACAUGCAGUGCCGGUGUCGACGACGUUCUCAUUGUGAUCGGUCUUGCUUUUGCUAUUGCCAUGAUAGCUAUCACCUCGCUGGCCUCGGAAAAUUGGGGCUGGAAUCGUCAUAUUUGGGACGUGCCCGAAACGUGGCUAUCGACUCUACAGAAACUCAACAUCGUCUUUCAAAUUAUGUUCUCCUGGUCGUCGAGUAUCACCAAGAUCUCGCUGCUGUGGUUCUGUCGUCGGCUCCUCGGUGCUGGAAAGGGAAAUUUCAGGCAGUUUAACUGGGCGUUUAUUGGGUCGAUGAUCUUUGUCGGACUGUCUUGUCUCAUGUUCACAUUUAUCAGUAUCUUCCAGUGCUCACCCGUCAAGGCGUACUGGGAUGUCAGCCCUACUUACCCAUACAAAUGCCUGAACGGAGGAAGCAUUGUCUUCUCCGCUAGUGUCAUCAACAUCUUCACCGAUUUUCUGGUCACAGCCCUGCCAAUGCCUCUGAUCUGGAGUCUCAAGCUUCCCGCCCGCCAGCGUCUUGCCGUCAUAUCUAUCUUCGGUCUGGGAAUCAUCGUCAACGUCGCGGGCUCCGUUCGCACUGUCUACGUCUGGAAGAGCAUGGUCGUCGGCUACGAUACAACCUGGCUCGGCUGGCCUGUUCUCAUCGCUGCCUCGGUGGAAAUCAACCUGGGCCUGAUCUGCUCCUCCGCUCCAGCCCUCCGCCCGCUAAUCGCAACAUUCCUCCCCCGUCUCCUCAACUCCACCCGCAACUUAACCUACUCCUACAACCAACGCAGUCGAUCCCAAAAACUAUUCUCAUCAACCGGCCGCUCCCGACACUCCCACAUGCCUGCAACGCAAAACUCGCGCAAGGGCGACUACGAAAGCGACCGCUUCGAAAUUAUGCGCACCGUCGAAAUGGAGACGUGGACCGAGUCCCGGCUCGAGCACCAUGAUGCAAUCGGUCAUACGUAUGACAUUGGUACUCAGAAUCGGGCUUCUUCGCCUGAGAGUAUUGGGAUGAAGAAUGGUGGUGUCGUCUUUUCGUCUGCGGCUAGUGAGAAGUCGUCUAGCUCGUUGACGAGAGAUGAAGCUUAUUAUGGACGGCGAUGA
Messenger RNA from Penicillium cataractarum, 1245 nucleotides. RefSeq lists its product as uncharacterized. Bases 1 to 1245 code for a protein of 414 amino acids. The record is from RefSeq and is a predicted model, not a curated record. The transcript has 3 exons. NCBI's taxonomy places the organism in Eukaryota, Fungi, Ascomycota, Eurotiomycetes, Eurotiales, Aspergillaceae.